CUGCCAAACUUUUAUCGUGCAAGUCAGCAACUAAGCUAGGUUUUCUGAACUAGCUCACUGACACUCUACAACCUCAUUUCAAUCUGAAAAUGUCUGUAAUUCCAAAUACCCAUGUGCCCAUUUCUGUUCAAUCAUCAACCUCUGCUUUCUUAGGCCAACCCAACAAAUUAUCUACUGCAUUCAGAGCUAGAAAUGUAUGGAUUCCAGCUAAGAAGAGUGGAAUUUGUAAAUGUGUUGCCACACCUUCUGUCGAAAAGACUGCUUACACAACUAAGGUUGCUCGUAAUACCAAUAUUGGUAAACUUCAAGCAGGCUAUCUUUUUCCAGAGAUAGCACGAAGGAAGGCAGCUCAUUUAUUGAAGUACCCUGAUGCACAAGUAAUAAGCCUUGGGAUCGGUGACACAACUGAGCCUAUUCCAGAAGUGAUCACCUCUGCUAUGGCUAAGAAAGCUUAUGCACUUUCAACACUUGAGGGUUACAGUGGGUAUGGAGCGGAACAAGGUGAAAAACCACUGAGAGCAGCAAUAUGUUCGGCUUAUUAUGCCGACCUUGGUAUAGAGCAAGGCGAUGUAUUUGUAUCUGAUGGGGCAAAGUGUGAUAUAUCUCGCCUUCAGGUCGUUUUUGGGUCCAAUGUGACAAUAGCUGUACAAGACCCAUCAUACCCGGCCUAUGUUGAUUCAAGUGUCAUUAUGGGCCAGACUGGUCAGUACCAGAAAGAUGUUGAGAAGUUCUCAAAUAUUGAAUACAUGCGAUGUACACCAGAGAAUGGCUUCUUUCCUGAUUUGUCUACUGUUUCUAGAACCGACAUCAUAUUUUUCUGCUCGCCUAACAAUCCAACUGGUGCUGCCGCAUCGAGAGAACAACUGACUCAGUUGGUACAGUUUGCGAAGAAGAAUGGGUCGAUUAUCGUCUAUGAUUCUGCAUAUGCAAUGUACAUGUCCGAUGAUUACCCAAAGUCAAUCUUUGAAAUCCCUGGAGCAAAAGAGGUUGCAAUUGAGACUGCUUCAUUCUCCAAAUAUGCUGGAUUUACUGGAGUGCGUUUAGGUUGGACUGUAGUUCCUAAAGAGCUGUUAUUUUCUGAUGGAUUUCCUGUGGCCAAGGACUUCAAUCGAAUUGUCUGUACUUGCUUCAAUGGGGCCUCCAACAUAUCUCAAGCUGGUGGUUUAGCCUGCCUUUCAUUAGAGGGCCUUGAGGCUAUGCAAGAGGUGAUUGGGUUCUACAAGGAGAACACCAAUAUCAUAAUGGAAACAUUUGAUUCACUUGGUUUUAAAGUGUACGGAGGAAAGAAUGCUCCAUAUGUAUGGGUCCACUUUCCAGGCCAAAGUUCAUGGGACGUUUUCAGUGAGAUUCUUGAGAAGACCCAUGUUGUUACUACGCCUGGAAGUGGUUUCGGACCUGGUGGUGAAGGUUUUGUCAGGGUAAGCGCCUUUGGUCACCGGGACAAUGUUGUGGAAGCAUGUAGAAGAUUCAAGCAACUAUACAAGUAAACAAACAACCAUCUGCAUCUUUUUUCGUCUUCGCUAACUGGUUUCGUAAAAUAUUGAUAUCUUUUAAGGUAUUUGAGGAGGCUUCAAUUAUUAUCAUAAAAAUUAUGCUCGAAGUGUACACUGUAAACUGAUGUUUAGUGUAAUGAAUGCGACACUUUAAAGUGUACUGUUUC
Messenger RNA from Daucus carota subsp. sativus, 1660 nucleotides. Its product is annotated as LL-diaminopimelate aminotransferase, chloroplastic-like. The record is from RefSeq and is a predicted model, not a curated record. Gene Ontology annotation, molecular function: L,L-diaminopimelate:2-oxoglutarate transaminase activity; pyridoxal phosphate binding. Gene Ontology annotation, cellular component: chloroplast. NCBI's taxonomy places the organism in Eukaryota, Viridiplantae, Streptophyta, Magnoliopsida, Apiales, Apiaceae. The transcript has 10 exons. The coding region runs from base 90 to 1487 and encodes 465 amino acids.